AAAUGGUUAUCUCCAAUUACUCUGGAAGACUGGUAAAGUAUCUUUUUACAUGAGUUAUUUUCCUUCUGGUUGCAGCCCCAUGCUAUGCUGACCUGACUCUGGUGACAUCGUCAGAUUUCAUCAGAGUUUAUGACUCUAAUGAUAACCAAACAAGGAAUAUGAUCACUGAAUUGGAGAUUGCUGGGUUUAGAAAUUAUCCUUUUUUCUCAACGAAUACAACAGUACCUGGAAGAGCAUGCUAUUUAUCAAAAGAUACUCUUACAGUAGAAAAUUUUGAAGAUAGUUGUUUAUCCAAAGUGAGUGGCUCUGAGGAUUAUAAUUGGGUUAUUAUUAUCAAAUUUGAUACAGAGAAUUUCCUCUCCGUUUUGAAUACCAUUUAUAAAGACCUCCCUCUUGUCAAAUCUGUAAUUUUCUCCUAUGAAGGUACGCCUCAUAUUCCAAGUCCUGCACCAGACAAGACUUCACCAGAGAUAAUUUCUUUUGGAAGAGGAAUUGAUAUUAGAGAAAUUAAUCUUUCCAAGUACUCCUUUCCAAGAUCUGAUGAGUAUUUCAUAGAGCAUUCUCACAAAUAUACAGAAUUUUGUGAAGUCAUGAAUCCAUCUUUUAAAUUCUACUUAAUCGCAAUUGCAAUAUGGGGUCUGAUAACUGUUUUCCACAUUCUUUGGACAUGGAUCUUGAGGAAGGAUUACUCCAAGCACCUUCAAAAGAUUCUCCUAUUCAUUCCUGUUUUCUUUGCUGGUUACACUCUGAUUGAUUAUGUAUUCUUUCUGUCAUGCCCUUGGGAUACUAAGAAUGGUGUUCAGUACCUCCAGAUAAUUCAGAUUGCCUUGGUAACUAUUUUCAACACUUUAUUCGUGGGUCUUUGUUGUUUCAUCAGUAAAGGAUGGGCAAUAGUCAGAAAUAGUUUUACUAGAGAAGAACUUAGCUCAAUCACAAUGAUAGUUGGAAUCUUUUAUCUGGUAUACAGUGCAUACUUUAUUGCCUCCGAUAUCUCAUCUCUACGAGUGAUAAUAACAGUUGUAUUGAUAAUAAUGUACUUGUGGGUAGCCCUGACCUGACUGAAAAACUCCAUAGCCAACAUCCGUACUCUUAACUCGCAUAUUUCAGGGACUGGACCAGAUGAAGUAAUUUUAGAUUCCUUAAAACUGAAGAAAUCAAUAAUGGUACACUUUUGUAUAAUAACCUUGUUGUUCUAUCUGAAUAAGAUAAUCCACAGUGCUUUAAAGACCUUCCUUAAGGAAAAUUCAACAGUGAGGAAUGUUAUCAUUAUUAACUUGUUCUUGGAACUAUUGAUCAUUUCCUACUUCUUGUUGAUUUUCAGGGCUAGAAAAUGGCCAGAAUACUUUAGCCUAGAUAUCUUUUACCAAAGAAUUGGCAAUGGAGAAAAUGAUCAGGCUGUUCCCAAGAGUAUUAUCCUCAGCGCAGUAGUAUCCUCACAAUGGAUCAACCAGCCUGGAAACAGAGAUUAUGGGAAUAAAGACAUUAUGGUCAAUGGUGAAGAAGUAGAAUAUUUAGGAAAUGAACAAUACAAAGAGCCUCAAGUCGCUGUUCUUGUAGAUGCUUCUGAUAAGGAAAAUCAUAAAUUGCUAAAGUUAUUGAGAGAUGAAGAGAACCUCAGUGACGAUGAGGAGAUUUAAAAGCAUCCUAAAGAAUUGUAUUAGAUA
Molecule: messenger RNA, 1664 nt
Organism: Moneuplotes crassus
Lineage: Eukaryota; Ciliophora; Spirotrichea; Euplotida; Euplotidae
Source: the annotation of a GenBank genome assembly